Molossus molossus (Pallas's mastiff bat) is the source of this 2323-nucleotide messenger RNA. It is a transcript of the gene SOX9, whose product is annotated as SRY-box transcription factor 9. The coding region runs from base 347 to 1873 and encodes 508 amino acids. The record is from RefSeq and is a predicted model, not a curated record. Lineage: Eukaryota; Metazoa; Chordata; Mammalia; Chiroptera; Molossidae. Gene Ontology annotation, biological process: morphogenesis of an epithelium; oligodendrocyte differentiation; negative regulation of transcription by RNA polymerase II. Gene Ontology annotation, molecular function: RNA polymerase II cis-regulatory region sequence-specific DNA binding; DNA-binding transcription factor activity, RNA polymerase II-specific. Gene Ontology annotation, cellular component: nucleus. The transcript has 3 exons.
UUGAAAUUAACUGGAACUUCAGUGGCGCCGCGACUUGCCAGUUUCACCCCAGGAACUUUUCUUUGCAGGAGAGGAGAAGGGGUGCAAACGCCCCCGCUUUAGCUCUUUCUUCCCCUCCUCCUCCUCCUCUCCAAUUCGCCUUCCCCCAUUUGAAGCGAGCAACUGCGGGCUGGCCACCCCGCGCCUUCCUAAGUGCUCGCCGCAGCCGGGUGACCCGCCAGGCUCUCGGGGAGCCGCUUUCUCUGUGUCCGGGCAGCUGAGGGGAGAGGAGCCCGCGCCUCGAGUCCCCGAGCCGCCGCGGCUUCUCGCCUUUCCCGACCACCUGCCCCCUCCCCCGGGCCCGCGUAUGAAUCUCCUGGACCCCUUCAUGAAGAUGACCGAAGAGCAGGAGAAGGGCCUGUCCGGCGCCCCCAGCCCCACCAUGUCCGAGGACUCGGCGGGCUCACCCUGCCCUUCGGGCUCCGGCUCUGAUACCGAAAACACGCGGCCCCAGGAGAACACGUUCCCUAAGGGCGAGCCGGACCUGAAGAAGGAGAGCGAGGAGGACAAGUUCCCCGUGUGCAUCCGCGAGGCCGUCAGCCAGGUGCUCAAAGGCUACGACUGGACGCUGGUGCCCAUGCCGGUGCGCGUCAACGGCUCCAGCAAGAACAAGCCGCACGUCAAGCGGCCCAUGAACGCCUUCAUGGUGUGGGCGCAGGCGGCGCGCAGGAAGCUGGCGGACCAGUACCCGCACCUGCACAACGCCGAGCUGAGCAAGACGCUGGGCAAGCUCUGGAGACUGCUGAACGAGAGCGAGAAGCGGCCCUUCGUGGAGGAGGCGGAGCGGCUGCGCGUGCAGCACAAGAAGGACCACCCGGAUUACAAGUACCAGCCCCGGCGGAGGAAGUCGGUGAAGAACGGCCAGGCCGAGGCCGAGGAGGCCGCGGAGCAGACGCACAUCUCCCCGAACGCCAUCUUCAAGGCGCUGCAGGCCGACUCGCCGCACUCCUCCUCCGGCAUGAGCGAGGUGCACUCGCCCGGAGAGCAUUCGGGGCAAUCCCAGGGCCCACCGACGCCACCUACCACCCCCAAAACCGAUGUGCAGCCCGGCAAGGCUGACCUGAAGCGAGAGGGGCGCCCCCUGCCAGAGGGGGGCAGACAGCCCCCCAUCGACUUCCGCGAUGUGGACAUCGGUGAGCUGAGCAGCGACGUCAUCUCCAACAUCGAGACCUUCGACGUCAACGAAUUUGACCAGUACCUGCCACCCAAUGGCCACCCGGGGGUGCCAGCCACGCACGGCCAGGUCACCUACACCGGCAGCUACGGCAUCAGCAGCACAGCGGCGACCCCGGCCGGCGCAGGUCACGUGUGGAUGUCCAAGCAGCAGGCGCCGCCGCCCCCGCAGCAGCCCCCGCAGGCCCCGCAGGCCCCGCAGGCGCCCCCGCAGCAGCAGCCGCAGGCGCCCCCCCAGCAGCCGCCGGCGCCCCCGCAGCAGCCGGCGCACACGCUGACCACGCUGAGCAGCGAGCCGGGCCAGUCCCAGCGAACACACAUCAAGACGGAGCAGCUGAGCCCCAGCCACUACAGCGAGCAGCAGCACUCGCCAGCGCAGCAGAUCGCUUACAGCCCCUUCAACCUGCCGCACUACAGCCCCUCCUACCCGCCCAUCACCCGCUCCCAGUACGACUACACCGACCACCAGAACUCGGGCUCCUACUACAGCCACGCGGCCGGCCAGGGCUCCGGCCUCUACUCCACCUUCACCUACAUGAACCCGGCGCAGCGGCCCAUGUACACCCCCAUCGCCGACACCUCCGGGGUCCCUUCCAUCCCGCAGACCCACAGCCCCCAGCACUGGGAACAGCCUGUCUACACACAGCUCACCAGACCUUGAGGAGGCCUUAGACAAAGGGUGAUGAUUGGCGUGAUGAUCAUAAAAAUAAACGAAGAAAGAAACAACCAACCAGAAUUUCCAUUGGACAUUUUUUUUUCUUACUCCAUAAAGACCUUUAAGCUGGAGGCAACUCGUACCCAGAUUCCAAGACAGACACAUUAGCUAUCCAAACACAUGACCACCUUGCUUCGAGGCAGUGGCCAGGCCACCCUUGGCUAGAAGGACCAGCGGGAUCAGGACAGGAGUCAAGCCGGAGGAGGAGGGAGAACCAAUCUGGGACCAAUCUGCUCAAUCUCUCUGCCUGUUUGGACUUUGUAAUUAUUUUUUAGCAGUAAUUAAAGAAAAAAAGAGUCCUCUGUGAGGAAUAUUCUCUAUUUUAAAUAUUUUUAGUAUGUACUGUGUAUGAUUCAUUACCAUUUUGAGGGGAUUUAUACAUAUUUUUAGAUAAAA